This is a messenger RNA of Sebastes umbrosus (honeycomb rockfish), 3382 nucleotides long. It is a transcript of the gene pdik1l, whose product is annotated as PDLIM1 interacting kinase 1 like. Bases 245 to 1270 code for a protein of 341 amino acids. Gene Ontology annotation, biological process: axon extension; positive regulation of autophagy; autophagy. Gene Ontology annotation, cellular component: cytoplasm; autophagosome. Lineage: Eukaryota; Metazoa; Chordata; Actinopteri; Perciformes; Sebastidae. The record is from RefSeq and is a predicted model, not a curated record. The transcript has 3 exons. Gene Ontology annotation, molecular function: protein serine/threonine kinase activity; ATP binding.
GGAGUUUUAUUUUGAAAUGUGCAGCCGGAAGUCGCCUCCUCCUGGCCUCACCUCUGCGCUGCACGCCCCGCUCAGCAGCAGCUGCACGCUCUCUCACGUCGUCCAGUGUUUGAGUAUAAACCUCCUCCUCUCGGUCUGACUGAGCGAGCAGAGCUGAACGUGUGCGGUGGUAAUGGCUGCCAGGGAGACUGAGGAGGAAGACAACAAAUGAACCGAGGAGAAGAGACUCAAAGUGAGGACUAGGAUGGUAAGCAGCCAGCCGAAGUACGAGCUGAUCCAGGAGGUGGGGCGUGGCAGUUACGGCGUGGUCUAUGAGGCGGUAGUGAAGCGCACUGGGGCCCGGGUGGCGGUGAAGAAGAUCCGCUGCCACUCCCCAGAGAAUGUGGAGCUGGCGCUGCGCGAGUUCUGGGCCCUCAGCAGCAUCCAAAGCCAGCACCCGAACGUCAUCCACCUGGAGGAGUGCAUCCUGCAGCGGGACCAGCUGGCCCAGAGGAUGAACCAUGGCUCCAGCUCCCCGCUCUACUUGGAGCUGGUGGAGACGUCUCUGAAAGGCGAGAUCACAUUCGACCCGUGCUGUGCCUACUACCUGUGGUUCGUCAUGGACUUCUGUGACGGCGGCGACAUGAACGCCUACCUGCUGUCCCGCAAGCCCAGCCGCAAGACCAACACCAGCUUCAUGCUGCAGCUUGGCAGCGCCCUGGCCUUCCUGCACCGCAACCAGAUCAUACACCGCGACCUCAAACCGGACAACAUCCUCAUCUCCCAGGCCUGCACGCCGACCGGCUCGUGCGAGCCCACCCUCAAAGUGGCCGACUUCGGGCUGAGCAAGGUCUGCUCCACCUCCGGGCUCAACCCGGAGGAGCCGGCCAGCGUCAACAAGUGUUUCCUGUCCACGGCGUGCGGGACGGACUUCUACAUGGCGCCGGAGGUCUGGGAGGGCCACUACACGGCCAAAGCGGACAUCUUCGCCCUGGGGAUAAUCAUCUGGGCCAUGGUGGAGCGCAUCACCUUCGUGGACGUGGAGACUCAGAAGGAGCUGCUGGGGAGCUACGUGCAGCAGGGCUCAGAGAUUGUACCCUUAGGGGAGGCCCUGCUGGAGAACCCAAAGAUGGAGCUGCUGAUCCCCGCCAGGAAAAAGAGCAUGAACAGCCACAUGAAGCAGCUGAUCAGGGAUAUGCUGUCGGCCAACCCUCAGGAACGGCCCGACGCCUUUGAACUGGAGCUCAGACUGGUUCGCAUCGCCUGCAGAGAGCUGGACUGGGACACGUGAUGGACGAGCGAAACGGCGCCACAGACUCAGCCGAUCAAGCACAUGUACAUCAGCCGCUGUCAAUCUAGAUCACAUAGCCGGGGAUUAUCGUUUUGUUUUUUUUAAAACUCGGGAACAAUAAUUAGAAUAGUCAUUGUUUGUAUCAUGGCUUAACUUCAUCCACUGUCCAAGCACAUACAGUCCUCUACUAGCUGUGUCUUUUAUAUUGGAGGGGAGAGGUGUGACACCCACCGCUGCUGCUGCUCCAAAUUGCAGCUUAGUCUCAGGCUAAUCACAUCACAGCUUCCACUUCCUCCUUACAGAAUCACUCGAGCGUGCUGGAAGAGCAAAAUGACCCCAAAAAGUCCUGGAUUCAAUUAGAAGAGAAAGUCAAAGUGACACUGAGACAGUUUGUCUACAAAUAACCAUCUCGGACUCGGUGCUAAUUGUUACUAAAUGCAAUAUGAGACAUUAUCCUGUGAUCAUUACAGCGUACAUUUUAUCCAAAGGGCCAACAUUAUAAGACACAAUAUGUUGAAUGUUGGAAGGCUUUGACAGAACCUGACUUACAAACGGAUUUCAGCCUGGUACGUGACCACCAGCAUUCAUAUUUACAUCAAGAUUCGAUUCUGUUUUUGGCAUUAAAUGCUCAGGUAAUAAAAAAACAUGCAGCUGAUGGUAUUUGUAGACAAACAUCUAUUAUCACGGUCACUUUUCUCAGUAGUUUUGGAGGGGAAACAUACCAAACUUUGGUGCUUUUUUUCUUUCUACAGGCUGCUUCGUCGGUUGAGUGGGUGGGGGACAUUUUAUCGGUUAGUGACCAGCCAGCAGGUGCUUGUGGUUGCAUUUUUUUCCCUCUUUCUGCCCAUUACAGACUUCAAGAUAAGUUGAGUGGUCCCAGACACGCCCCUAACCAGUAUACCAGAAUGUAUAACCCAUCAAGACAGGUCACCUUUAUUUUGUACAGAGCCUUAAACACAAAACACUUCACACAGUUAAUGAGGAAGAGGGCUUAAAUGAUCAUACUGGUUUAUUACAACUUGGUUCAUAUACUUUCAUAGUUUUAGUUUUAACAACUGCCAAUAUAUUCCCUGUAGUUUUUGCUGGGAGAUGUGUUCAAGCAGCGAGUUUGCUGCGUUCCACAAGCUCUCUUUUAGUCUUUUUUAGUCUAAUAAAUAAACACAUGAUGUCAACAAAGGAUCAAAGAAAAGGAAAUAUUCUUACACCUAUUCUCCUUAAACAGAAAAAUACAACCGUACACCUUGUGAAUUUCUAUUUGUUACUAAAAGACUAACACCAAAUUCACACCAGAGCAACGUCAAAGUACGGCCUGUGGCGAGCUGCCAUGCAAUGUCUAUGAAAAGCUGCGGUGGCCGCUCCUGAGCUCAGCGAGAGGACACGCAGCCAAUCAGUAAACAGAUCCUGUGACUUCUGUGACAUGUUACAAAAAAUGUAGUACCCACCUGAAACACAUAAACACGCCUCCCGGCUGCAGAAAAAAUGUAAUUAUUGCGUUUGCCGCUAUCUGGAGUGAAUACGGCGUAACGUUAGCUUAAUUGCCUCGUUAACUUAUUGUAAAACACACUUCAUUCAAACUCGACAAAUAAAAUAAAACUCCCCCAAAACUGUCUUCCGCUGUUCCAACAAUCACCAACUCUGGUUGGUUGAAAUAAACCCCUUAAUUCACAAAGUUAGAUGUGAAAAUAUGCCGGCUCUGCGAGCUGUUUUACACCGCUGGCUCUCUUUCUGCCCGCUGAGCAGCAGCUCUCGCUCGUUCGUCCGAGGCAGACCAUUAAGUUAGCAAAAUAGGAUGACAAAAAUCACCCCAAAAAAACAACAGGCAAUAAACUCAGCCAAACGGCCUUUAUGCUCUUCUAAUUACCCAGCCCUACAUUGUGUUAUUUGACCCGUCGCUAAGCAUCUUAAGUGUCUAUGCCUGUUAAACUUAAUAUUUUAGUGUGGCAUGAAUACAGUUUACAGUGAUUAGCCGUGGCACAUUUACCACUCCAAAUGUGUGGUAAUUUCAUUUUAGACCGAAAUAGAUAAAACCACCUUCUCAUUUUUAGUAGGUGAUCUUCGAUUUCGCUGGCUGAAACGACAGCUGUCAUGGCAAGAUAUUAUUAGCUGUAGCUA